UCUGUCUUCUCCAUUUCUUUCUUCUUUGUCUUCUAUCCCAAGUAAAAACCUUUUCUUUUUUCUGGUGUGGAGCUAAUGCUGCUGGAUUAUUGAACAAAAAAACGAUAAACUACAAUGGCUGUGUACGACUUGGAAUUUCUUAACGCCGAGCUAUCAAAGCCGACGUCCAUUUUCGGCUUACGACUAUGGGUACUGAUCGGUGUUCUUUCCGGUUCACUCAUCGUCGUCGCUUUGUUUCUUAUCUCGCUUUGCCUCACCAAUCGCCGCAAAUCCGCCGGACACCACCACCUGGAGUACCCUUCCCCACCAGUGUCCAAAGAGUUUCAAGAAACAAUCAACCAACAAUCCGCUUCCGAUCACCACCGUAUCGUCCAGUCGGUGGCGGAGGUUCAAGUGGUGUUGACGAGUGGGGAAAGUAGAGGGCCUACGAGUGCAGGCGCGAGCGACACGGCGUCGUUGGGGAGUGGAAGCGUGGUGCCGGAAAUGUCUCAUCUCGGUUGGGGGAGAUGGUAUACUCUGAGGGAACUGGAGUUAGCUACGAACGGAUUGUGUGAAGAGAAUGUGAUCGGCGAAGGUGGCUACGGAAUCGUUUAUAGCGGCGUUUUAAGUGACGGAGCUAAAGUUGCUGUUAAGAACCUUCUUAAUAACAGGGGUCAAGCUGAGAAGGAAUUCAAGGUGGAGGUGGAAGCAAUCGGCCGAGCACGACACAAGAAUCUCGUGAGAUUGCAUGGAUAUUGUGCUGAAGGUGCAUACAGGAUGCUUGUAUAUGAGUUUGUGGACAAUGGCAAUUUAGAACAGUGGCUCCACGGUGAAGUCGGAGAUGUCAGUCCUCUUACAUGGGAUAUUCGGAUGAACAUCAUACUCGGAACAGCAAAAGGUUUGGCCUACCUUCACGAGGGUCUUGAACCAAAGGUCGUUCACCGGGACGUAAAAGCUAGCAACAUCUUACUCGAUCGCCAGUGGAACCCUAAGGUUUCCGAUUUCGGCCUUGCUAAACUCUUGUGCUCUGAAAGGACUUACGUGACGACUCGAGUGAUGGGAACAUUCGGUUAUGUUGCUCCAGAGUAUGCUUGUACCGGAAUGCUGAACGAGAAGAGUGAUGUCUAUAGUUUUGGAGUACUUAUAAUGGAGAUUAUUUCCGGGAGAUGUCCCGUGGAUUAUAGCCGACAGCAAGGAGAGGUGAAUUUGGUGGAAUGGUUAAAAACCAUGGUCGGAAACCGAAAAUCUAAGGAAGUAGUCGAUCCUAAACUACCUCAGAUACCGGCUUCAAAAGCACUUAAACGCAUACUACUAGUCGCUCUUCGAUGCAUCGAUCCUGAUGCAUUGAAGAGACCGAAAAUGGGACAUGUUAUCCACAUGCUCGAGUCUGAUGAUCUGCUAUUUCACGACGAACGUCGGAUUGCGAACGAUCAAUCCAAUGAUCAGCAAACAAAUCGCCAUGCUACGAAAUUCGGUGAGCGACGAUUUGACGAGGCCUCUGCUUCUCGUACAUGGGAAGGCGAUAGCGAAAGGAACCAUCACCACCAGCCAACUAGGUACAGAUAAUGAUGCUCCACUUAGCAAAACAAUGAUCUGCAUUCAUCCUUUGUCU
Hibiscus syriacus is the source of this 1591-nucleotide messenger RNA. RefSeq names its product probable serine/threonine-protein kinase At1g01540. NCBI's taxonomy places the organism in Eukaryota, Viridiplantae, Streptophyta, Magnoliopsida, Malvales, Malvaceae. The transcript is spliced from 6 exons. Bases 115 to 1545 code for a protein of 476 amino acids. The record is from RefSeq and is a predicted model, not a curated record. Gene Ontology annotation, biological process: protein phosphorylation. Gene Ontology annotation, molecular function: protein kinase activity; ATP binding.